Molecule: messenger RNA, 3171 nt
Organism: Cornus florida
Lineage: Eukaryota; Viridiplantae; Streptophyta; Magnoliopsida; Cornales; Cornaceae
Product: homeobox protein ATH1
Exons: 6
Coding region: 1153-3012 (619 amino acids)
Biological process (GO): regulation of transcription by RNA polymerase II
Molecular function (GO): DNA-binding transcription factor activity, RNA polymerase II-specific; RNA polymerase II cis-regulatory region sequence-specific DNA binding
Source: RefSeq, a predicted model, not a curated record
CAUUGUAUUAUGUUACGAAAAAAUGAUACGAUUAUGAUUGUUCACACGUUGGAGCAGAGAAUCAGAGCUCCUUGAUUUCCCUUUCAAGAUCUAAAACAACACUCUUCACCGUACAAAAGCCAAAACGGGUAGUAGUAGAUAGAUAGAUGGAUAGCCUUUGUAAUUGCAACAAUAAAUUCGUCAAAGAUCUCUCCACCAGAUUCUCUCCAACUCCUUCAGGCUGCUUGCAUCAUCAUUUGCCCCUCUCUCUCUCUCUCUCUAAAAAUUACACUCUCUCUCUCUCUCUCUCUCUCUCUUGUCUAAAACGAAAAAGUACACUGCUGGUGUAACAGUUCCGCUCUCUUCUCUCACAUCACAUUUGCCUUAACCCCUUAGUUGUAAGAUUUCAGGAACAAAAGUAUAUGACUCUGUUACUCUCUUUACUCACCUUUCUCAUCACAUUAGCUUUGGUGCCUUGAAAUAGAUUGAAAAUAAAGGCCUUUUCCUCUCUGAAAGAUGGAGCUUUUUUCACCUGCCAUGAACAGCAGUUUGAACAGAGAGAAUCCAGAUAUUUUGAUUGUGAUGAUUGCAGAGAAGCAGAGAGUGAAAGGUAGUGAAGAGGAGGACAAAGGAGAUCAGGAGUCCCUCAGAGAUGAGAGAGAGAGAGCGGGAGAGGAGGGAUGGGCCCUCUAAAGCCUGCAACAGAAAUGAGUGGCACUGCACCACCAAAGGGGUUCUCUGAGGGAACCUGCAUAUAGUGUCAAUCAGUAUAGAAACAGAGCACUGUCUUUUGAAUAUUGGGAGAUUUCUGAGUGCUGAGUAGGAAAUUCAAUCAAUCUGCUUCAAAAUUGUUGUCCCUGUUAUGCUCUUUUGACAUGGUUUAAUUGGUGGAUGAGGUUGCAUUUUCUGGGGUUGUUUUGUUGGUGGCUGGUGAUGUCUUCUCUGCAUAAGGUUGCAAGGUAAUUCACUUGCUGCAGCUUUUCAAAGUGUGGAUAUGAAUCGAUAAGAAUGCAACAUAAUAUGUUCUCUGGCAUGUAAGUGAGCUAAUUUUACUCCCCUUCUGAUCAUUUGAGAGAAGACCUCUCAGAAAGCUACUUUUGGAACAAAACUGGCCGGACAUUCAGAUUGAUACAUAAAACUGUCUGAAUGAUUUAGAGAAGCUAUUUAUAUGUAAUGAAUUUCAUUUCUUUGGUGCCCCAUAAUAUGACAGAGAAUAACGCAUUCAAUAUGGGAAUAGAUAUGGUUGGCCAGAGCCCUAUGAUUAUGGAUGGAUUUUCAUCACAUAUGACCUCAAUUUCUGCCGCUCACUCCAGUUCACUUGAUCUAAACCACCAAAACCAGAUGAUGGCUUGUUUUCCCAUACCUUCAGUGCUGCAAGGUGAACCCAUUAAUGAACUGCAGGCUGAACCUCACAUGGCAAAUCGUUUUGGUAUUGUCGAUUGUGAUGCACUGAUUCCUAGGAAUGUACCAUUCGGAAGAAAUGUCACUAGGGACCCUUCAGUUGGGAGUUAUCGUCCAAUUGGUAACUCUGAGGUCCAGGAGCCAUUUGUGGAUGGAACGCCCAUUUCUGCUGUGUCACUUGCUACUCUUUUGGCUGCAAGGUGCAGUUCUCAUGAUAAUAUGAAUUAUCUACCAACUUCUGCACCUUUAGCAUGUCCUGUGGAAGCUUUAAAAGCUUUUGUUUCAAAUGACUACUCUGAUGCAUUAAAUUCUUCUUUUGUGGCCUCCUUGAACAGUGGGUAUGACGGAAUGCUUGGUGAUAUGAACAGCAAAUGGGGAUUUGAAAAGUUUCUUGCUCCUCUGGAGCCUGCUGGGAAGGUCCCUGGAAGACCAGAGUUACAACCGUUCCAGUUUAUGGGAAACAUGGAUCCAAAUGGUUGGAUGUCGUCAAAUGCCAAUGUGACCUCUGAUAGUCGUAAUGAGCUUUCUCUAAGUCUAGCCACAUGCCAGCCUUCUGUUAUCUGUGGGACAACUAUCCCGGACCAAAGUUCGGAAAUAAGCUGUUCUGGUGUUACUCGCCCUUCUUUGUGUGAAAGGCAGUUGGGCUCUGAACAAAAUUCUUGCAAUAGCAAGAACCUUUCUAUGAGUUUUGGUUCUUAUAGACCAGUUCAACUUUCACAAUUGUUAUCUGGGUCUAGAUAUCUUCAAGUAAUUCAAGAAAUUCUUGCUGAAAUUGCUAGCUAUUCACUUGAAAAUGUAGACCAAAUCAACUAUCCAGCCAAUGGAACGGGGGCUAGGGCUGAAUUCUCAUUCCCUUCAAGUUGUCAUGCUGAGAGAGGCUACUCAGUGAUGGGUCCUGACGAUUUUCCUGAUGGGGAUGGUAGAUUUGAGCUUCAAAUGGACCCCGUGUUACGAGGACGGGAAGUUGAAGCAAAGAAAAAACAGUUGUUGGCUCUACUACAAGUGGUUGAUGAUCGAUACAAUCAAUGCUUGGAUGAGAUCCAUACUGUAGUAUCUGCAUUCCAUGCUGCGACUGAAUUGGAUCCUCACACACAUGCUCGUUUUGCUCUACGAACAAUUUCUUUCUUAUAUAAAAACCUGAGGGAGAGAAUUAGUAACCAAAUCCUCUCUAUGGGAGCACAUUAUAGCAAGGGAGGCAUGAGAGAAGAGGAGAGGUCAUUUGAGACAUCUUUCAUCCAGAAGCAAUGGGCUUUGCAGCAGCUUCGAGUGAAAGAUCAUCAGCUAUGGAGACCACAGAGAGGCUUGCCAGAAAAAUCUGUCUCGGUUUUACGGGCAUGGAUGUUUCAGAACUUUCUUCACCCAUAUCCGAAAGAUGCGGAGAAGCAUCUACUUGCAGUGAAGAGUGGAUUGACUAGGAGCCAGGUGUCAAAUUGGUUUAUAAAUGCGCGAGUUCGUCUCUGGAAACCAAUGAUAGAGGAAAUGUACUCAGAGAUGAACAAGAGAAAAGGUCGCUGGAACGAUGAGGAAACCAACUGCAACCUUAGGAGCCACAUAAACAUUGACAAUCGAAGAUUUAAAAUGAAUACUGGGAAAAAGGUAGAUAUAUUGCAAAUGGGCUCAAGCAGUUCUUGAUCAUUCAAUAGAAAAAUAGUGCAAGUACAAAACAUGUUUAGAACUGUACAUAUUGCUCUCUCUAAAUGGUCAAGAAUUAAAUCUGUUAAUUAUUUGUAUUGAGCGUGAAUGUUCUAUUUAAAUUCAUCAGAAAUCUAAGUAAAAUUACAUACUAUGAAA